Messenger RNA from Zingiber officinale, 777 nucleotides. RefSeq lists its product as uncharacterized. The coding region runs from base 1 to 777 and encodes 258 amino acids. Lineage: Eukaryota; Viridiplantae; Streptophyta; Magnoliopsida; Zingiberales; Zingiberaceae. The transcript has 3 exons. The record is from RefSeq and is a predicted model, not a curated record.
AUGGAGAAGAAGCAAGGAUUCUUCUCGGUGCUAAGGGAGGAGGUUGCGAGGGGGCUUUCUCCAUCACAGUCGCGGGGAAGGCUGAGGUCGGAGAGCCCACGACGGAGAACAUUGCCUGUGGCAGAGCUAUUUUUGUUUUCACGACGGUGGAAGAGGCAUGGGAUUGCUGGAGAGCUUGUGGUGGCAAGAUCAUGGAGCCUGACGCCUUUGAUGGAGGGACCGAAACACGCGGCGGGAGAGGACACGAAGAAGGAGCAUGGGUGGGGACAAUGGGUCAAAGACCAACUAUCACGUGCGUCGUCCGCAUCUCCUUCUGCUUCCUCCUUCCGGCGGUCGGAUCUCCGGAUGCGACUAGGCAUCAUGGCAGCUCCCCUCACCCCUAUUCAUGCUUGCUCCAUCGACCCGCUUCCUCACCUCAGCAUCAAGGAUACUCCCAUCAUAAGGAUUUCAUCUUUCUCAGAUUUACUUCAUUUAUUGACACGAUUUGUGUUAGUUGAGACUUCUUCAGCACAGUACAUCCUCCAGCAAUAUAUAGCUGCAUCAGGAGGUUUCAAGCUUCUUAGUUCUAUUAGGAAUACAUAUUCAAUGGGGAAGGUGAGGAUGGUGGCUACUGAGUUUGAGACGGCAACCAGGAUCACCAAAAAUAGGAACCCAACAAGGGAUGCUGAGUCUAGUGGAUUUGUUCUCUGUCUGACACCAUUUGCUAUUGUUUGUAUAAUAAUUGCUAGUUAUUCUGAUUGUGAAUUUAUCAUUUUGGAUGAAGUCUCAUCUUGGUGA